This is a messenger RNA of Coregonus clupeaformis (lake whitefish), 1858 nucleotides long. RefSeq lists its product as uncharacterized. Bases 1 to 1836 code for a protein of 611 amino acids. The transcript has 9 exons. Lineage: Eukaryota; Metazoa; Chordata; Actinopteri; Salmoniformes; Salmonidae. The record is from RefSeq and is a predicted model, not a curated record.
AUGCUCUGUUAUUCUGACAGGUUCUUCCAGAGUGUGUGUGAAUCCUUCCCUGUGAGGUCCAGAGAGGAUGCCCAGCAGUUGGCCUCUCUCCUCCAGGCCUUGGGCUCCACCCUGUCACUGGGAGGAGAGUUACCCAAGAAAACAUGCAGGUCUGUGGUGAGAGUCCUAAGCCUCUGUGCCUCCAGAGUGGACCUCACUCUCACCCCCAGCAAGAUCUCUCUGAAAGGAGCCUCACUUCUCUUCACACAUGUGUCACAGCUACACAAGCUCAGGCUGAAUGUGGGCAUGGCAGUGAAACUGUCCAGACUGGUCAGGAGGACAGGGAGCGGUGCUACUCCACUGACUCUCCCAGAGCUCUCCCUGGUCCUAAAGAGCAGCCAGCCACCAGAGAGAGUGUUAUCCAGGGCUCUGAGUGGUGUGGCGUCCCUGCUGAGACUCUGGACGGUGCAGUGUCUGGACCUAACUGACAUCUGCAUCCAGGGUCACUCUCUGAUCACACUGCUGUGUCACAAGGGUCCUCUCUCUCUCAGACUGCACUCAGACACUCUGCAGCAGCUGGCUGUAGUUGUGUAUGAAGCUCAGGACAAGGACUUGACUCAGUGGUUCCUGGAGAAGGUUUCUGGAGACCUGACCUCCUGCAGGCUGGACUGGGAAGUGCUUCUCUCUCUGCUGCAGCAGUCAACCCACAACAUCACUGUGGACUUCAGGAAGAACAGGCUUCUAGAGAAGAACAUCUCAGAUCUUCUCCCCUUUCUGGGAAGGGUUAUAUUCAAGAGGCCCAGUUCCAGCUUUGUAAAGUCCACCAUCAGACAGAUCUAUGACAGUAGAGCCAGUGACUGUGUGUCCAGUUUCUUGAGGUCUUCAGACCAUUGGAUCAACCUGAACAGCAGAGAGCUGGACAGAGUGGACUGUACUGCUCUGUGUUUUACCCUGCAGCACUGCCACCAAGUCAAAGUCAACCUGCUGUGGACCUCCAUACCAUCGGGGGAGAUAGAGAGCAUCCUGCCUCUUUUGGACAGAGUCGCCCAACUCAGUGUUGACAGGAUGCUGCUGCUGAGUUUCCUCCACUGCUGCGCUGCCUCUCAGAUCCUGCAGGGGGCAACACCAACAACAGCAGCAGCAGGGCUGCUCAGGGCUCUGCAGCACAGGCUCGACUUCUCCUGCUCCUCCUCUGUGGACCUGUCAGCUCAUGACCAGGGGGAGGCGCUGUGUCUGACCACUGACCACUGUAGGGCCAUAAACUCUGUUCUGAAACAGAGCCAACACAGCACACAGCUGGUUCAGAACCCGACCCGGAACCAGUCCCAAAACCAGCCCCAGCCCAGACCCCAGGUGCAGCUCAUCCUGAAAGACUGUGAGGUGGAGCACGGAGCACUGAGAGAGCUGCUUCCCAUCCUGCAUAUUGUCAAGCUGAGCCCCAGUAAAGCUCUGUUACUUCAGCUGGUGGACCAUGUGUGUGAGGGGAUUGAAGAGGUGGUUCUGAGGCACGCAGAGUCCCUGUGCAGAGCCCUGAAUGGUGAGCUGGACCUCAGUGAGACCAGGCUGAACCAGAAGACCUGUGGAUCUCUGGCCCUGGUUCUGGAACACUCAGAGGGGCUGUCAGAACUGGACCUCAGCCACUGCCAACUCACAGACCACCACCUACAGCCCCUGCUCACACACCUGCACAAAGUUGAAGUCCUGGACCUGAGUCACAAUGACAUCACUGAUGCUCUGACCAACAGAAUACUCCAACUGGUCUCCAGCAACACUUCAAUAUGCACCGUACGGCUCUUCAACAACAGAAUCAACGACAGAAGCCCCUUCCUGACAGACAAGAGGUUUGAGAUCUGGUGAAGUAGCAUCAGGUCUAAGUCCA